GCAAAAUCAAUGCAUUAGGCCAUAGUGCAAAGUGAGAGAGAGCUUCACCUUUGCAAAGAAGAGGAGAGACAGAGUGGAAAUUGUAUCAUUCGGCCCCAUGGCCACUACUUCUCAUCAAUAUACUCUGAGGUUGUUUGUGUUGUCUUGUGCUUUGGUUGGUUCUGUCCUCUGCAAGGAUUUGCAGGCUGACACUUACCACACCAUUGAAGUCAGCUCUCUCCUUCCCUCUGCUUCUUGCAAGCACUCUGCAACUAAAGGUGAUGCUAAGGCUUCGUCACUAAAAGUAGUCCACAAGUUCGGUCCAUGUGCGUCGCUGCGCCGGUUGGGCCCUAGCAUCAAACAACCGACCCAUGCCGACAUCCUCCGGGAGGACCAGUCCAGGGUCAACUGGAUCAACUCCCGGUUGACCUCCAAGGUAGCCUCGGUCGUGGGACCCAACCAGGUGGGGCAGUCGGAUGUGAACAUCCCCGCGAAGUCGGGCAGCACAGUGGGGUCGGGGAACUAUGUGGUGACAGUGGGGCUGGGAACGCCCAAGCGGGAGCUGUCGUUGAUAUUUGACACUGGCAGCGACUUGACAUGGACCCAGUGCAAGCCCUGUGUGAAGUACUGCUACGAGCAGAAGGAGCCGAUCUUUGACUCUAAGGCGUCGACAUCUUACGGCAAUAUUUCUUGUACCUCGAGUGCCUGCUCUCAGCUCUCGUCCGCCACAGGUAACAAUCCAGGCUGCUCCUCAUCAGCAUGUGUCUAUGGCAUACAGUACGGGGACACGUCGUACUCGGUCGGGUUCUUUGGGAAGGAAAAGCUGACCUUAACACCCACCGACACAUUUGACAACUUCAUGUUUGGAUGCGGGCAGAAUAAUCGUGGACUCUUCGGUGGUGCUGCUGGGCUUCUCGGGCUCGGGCGGGACAAGCUCUCAAUUGUGGAGCAAACGGCUACAAUGUACGGGAGAUAUUUUUCCUAUUGCCUGCCCUCUUCCCCGAGCAAGACAGGGCAUCUGACCUUCGGUAAAGGCACCAGCGCAGGCACCCUGAAGUUCACCCCGCUGUCGACAAUCUCUGAGGGAGCUUCAUUCUAUGGUAUCACCAUACAAGGCAUCAGUGUUGGGGGAAAGAAGCUGUCAAUCCCCGCGUCGACAUUCUCCAAUGUCCCCGGGAUUAUUGAUUCUGGGACAGUGAUCACCCGACUGCCCCCGACUGCAUACACCGCCCUGAGGAACGCUUUCAGGCAGCUGAUGACAAAGUACCCCACUGCACCCGCGCUCUCUAUACUCGACACCUGCUACGACUUCAGCAAUUACAGCUCAGUGUUCAUACCAGAGGUGGGAUUCUCCUUCAGCGGGGCCGUGGAGGUCAACCUAGACCGAACCGGGACAAUGUACACGGCAAGCACCUCUCAAGUUUGCCUGGCAUUUGCCGCAAACAGCGACGACACAGACGUCCUCAUAUAUGGGAAUGUGCAACAACAGACUUUUGAGGUUGUGUACGAUGUCGGGGCAAUGAAGCUUGGCUUUGCCCCCAAGGGAUGCGCCUAAGGGCAGCAACAGGUUUUUGAAGUUUCUAACCCAAGCUCAGUUUUUUAGCUUGUACGGGUCAAUAUCACGGAAGAUCUAAAAAGACAGGCUUCGGGUUCGUUUCUUCCAUAGGUUUGAGCCGAUGAGGGAGAGGGAAAAGCCACGCCUGCAUUGGCUCUCUCGAUCAUGACUCGGUCAAAAUAUAUAGUAAGGUUAUAGAAUAAUUGAAUCGAAAUGGCAAAAACUGAUAGUGGAACUGUAAAUAAUUGUUGGUUGGAAGCUGUGGUGGCCUUUUUCCUGGGUGUAAGCAAAGACCCUCAUUAAGUCAGUUGCAGAAAACUGCGGAAGCAGAAAGAAAACGGACAUCGAAACUCAUGUUUUUGUUCUUUGGAUUUGUUCUAUGUCAAAAGUUAUGUUGGGCAGAUUAUAGUGUCCAGCAAAUGUCAAUGUAAUAUGCAACUUUACUUUGAAUUUUCAUUGAAAUGUAAUGCAAGUUUAGUCUAAUAUUUAAUCCAAAUCAACUUAAGGGCCA
Punica granatum (pomegranate) is the source of this 2045-nucleotide messenger RNA. Lineage: Eukaryota; Viridiplantae; Streptophyta; Magnoliopsida; Myrtales; Lythraceae. The record is from RefSeq and is a predicted model, not a curated record.